GAAAGCCUCCGAAAAUUGCUGACAGGCGAUUGUUGUUUUACCAAAGCUUUGCGUUUACGCGUUUUCCUUUCGGAUUUCUCCGCCGUCAGUGUUUCAUGAAGACACGGUAGGAUUUGAUGUUGGACGAUUAAUCCCGGUUUGUGUGGAAAUAGAGACCUGGCUCCAUUGGGAGAGAAUCGGAUCAAACAAUGAAGCGGCGAGUGCUACUGACGUUUUUCUCGCUCUUUCUCAUCAACUCCGCGAUCGGACAAAUAAGCUACUCUAUUCCUGAGGAAAUGCCAAAGGGGUCCCUGGUGGGAAAUAUCGCACAUGACUUAGGUUUGAAUACGAAACGUUUUGUAUCAGGGAAAGCAAAGAUUCAUACCAGGAACAGUUUGGAGUACGUGGAGCUGAACAGAGAAAGAGGAUUGCUCCUCGUGAAGGAAAAAAUCGACAGAGAGGCGCUGUGCACGGAGGUUACGGUCUGUAGUCUGGACUUUCAGAUUAUCUUGGAGAAUCCUAUUGAAUUUUACACCGUCACUGUCCAGAUUACGGAUAUUAAUGAUAAUGCUCCGACGUUUGAAAAAAGUGAGAUGCAUUUUAAAAUUAGUGAAUCUGCAUCUCCAGGAGGAGAAUUCGUGUUAGAAAGGGCGGUGGAUCAUGAUGUGGGAAUCAAUGGAGUUCAGAAAUACGAUUUAAAACCAAGCGAUAAUUUUGCUUUGAAGCUGCACAAUAAUCCACGUGAUAACAAAAAUGUGGAGAUGGUGUUACAGAAGCCUUUAGACAGAGAGACAGAGGCGGAGAUAAAUCUAAUACUGACCGCUGUAGAUGGAGGAGACCCACAGAUGUCGGGAACGAUGCUGAUCGUAAUAACAGUUUUAGACGCAAAUGAUAACGCCCCACGUUUUACACAGAAAACGUACAAAGCAGCAAUUAAUGAAAACUCACCCAUAGGCACUGUUGUUGCUUCUGUUGCAGCGUCAGAUGCAGAUCAAGGCUCUUACGGAAAAAUAACAUAUUCAAUUACAAGUACGCAGGCAAAUGUCAGAAAAAUAUUUCAGAUUAAUGAGCAAAACGGAGAAGUGUCUCUAAUUGGAAAUAUUGACUUUGAAAAAAACAAAUUAUUUGAAAUUAUUAUAAGAGCUUCAGAUGAUGGAGGACUUACUGAUUCCUGUAAGCUAAUUGUUGAAGUGGAAGAUAUAAACGACAAUAAGCCUGAAAUUAGUAUAAUGUCAAAAUCAAAUGUUAUAUCAGAGGAUGCUGAAGUUAACACUGUUGUAACAGUGAUAAAUAUAGAAGACAUUGACUCUGGAGAAAAUGGGAAAGUGAAAUGCUUUAUCACUGAAAAUAUGCCAUUUGUUCUGAAAUUGUCAACAAAUAAUAUUUACAGUUUAGUGACAGACAUCGAAUUAGAUAGAGAAACAUAUUCUGAGUAUAAUAUCACAGUAAUUUGCUCUGAUGAAGGAGUUCCUUCACUCUCUAGCAGCAUAACUUUCAGCUUACAGAUCUCUGAUGUAAAUGACAACGCACCUGUCUUUGAGAGGAGUUCUUAUGAGUCCUACAUUGUAGAAAACAACACACCAGGUGUGUCUAUAUUUACAGUAAAAGCUACAGAUGCUGACUGGAACCAGAAUGCUCGUGUUUCUUACAUACUGGAGGAAUCCUCUGUUAACGGAGUGCCAGUUUCCUCAUAUGUAUCUGUCAGUGCUGAUAGUGGAGUCAUCCAUGCAGUUCGCUCUUUUGAUUACGAACAGGUCAAAGAUUUCCAGUUCCGCGUCAGAGGUCAAGAUGGAGGCUCUCCUCCUCUCAGCAGCAACGUAACUGUGAAAAUCCUAAUCCAGGACCAGAAUGAUAAUCCACCUCAGGUUCUGUACCCAGUCCAAACUGGUGGCUCCAUGGUGGCUGAAAUGGUUCCUCGUUCAGCAGAUGUGGGCUACCUGGUGACUAAAGUGGUGGCUGUGGAUGUGGACUCUGGACAGAAUGCCUGGCUCUCCUAUAAACUACAGAAAGCCACAGACAGAGCGCUGUUUGAAGUGGGCUUACAGAAUGGAGAAAUAAGAACUAUCCGUCAGGUGACUGAUAAAGAUGCUGUGAAACAAAGACUGACUGUCAUAGUGGAGGACAACGGGCAGCCCUCUCGUUCAGCUACAGUCAUUGUUAACGUGGCGGUGGCGGACAGCUUCCCUGAAGUCUUGUCGGAGUUCACUGACUUUCCUCACGAUAAGGAAUACAAUGACAGCCUGACUUUUUACUUAGUGUUGGCUCUGGCUGUGGUUUCCUUCCUCUUCAUCACUUUAGUGGUUAUUAUAUCAGUGAAGAUCUACAGAUGGAGACAGUCUCGCAUCCUGUAUCACUCCAGCCUCCCUGUGAUUCCAUAUUAUCCACCUCGUUACUCAGACACUUUGGGAACAGGAACUCUGCCACACGUGUACAAUUACGAGGUGUGCAGGACGACUGACUCAAGAAAGAGUGACUGUAAAUUCGGAAGAGCUGGUAGCCAGAAUGUGUUGAUAAUGGAUCCCAGUUCCACAGGAACGAUGCAGCGGAUACAGAGUGAGAAAAACAUCCUGGAUGAACCCGACUCUCCUCUAGAGGUUAGAAAGAUUUUUUUUUUUUACACUUUUUUCUGCUAUCAAGUCUUUAUAAUGCAAUUUCCCAAAGUUUAAUUAAAAAAACUUUACAUAUUGCGCGUUGUGAUGAAAGACUUGAAGGAUAUACGGUGUAUUUGUGAUUUGACUGUAUGAAUGUGUAAAAGAAAAUAGAAAGCCAUGAAAAACAGAAUGAGAUUUCAGAUACUGGACAGAAGUAUUUUGUGUUAUGGACCCCUUAGAAGUAAAUUGUUUUCUAAAUAUGUGCUCAGUUUCAAUAUUCAUUUUAGAAAAUUAACUAACACUUUUAUCAAUCAGAAUAUUUUACUUCUUCGCGGCGCUAUUUCACGCCAGGACCCUGGACAGGGACUUUUUUUUCACUUCGUCUCUACCUACCAACAACUUCCUUGUUCAUAAUUAUAUAAUAUCUGUCCUUCUCAAAAAUGUUCCCAGUAAAUGUAUAAACUAAUGAUCUCCAUCCUGUUUCAGUUCACUAACUUCCCUGCUCCUCUCUUGAAUUCCUAGUUAUUUUUGAAACAAGCGAAUGCAUAAAUAUUUUGACUUUAAUGUCUGAAGGAUUUUGAUUUUAAAAUUAUUUUUGACUUCAAUGUGUAAUUUUAUUGUAUUUAUGUGUCAAU
Messenger RNA from Poeciliopsis prolifica (blackstripe livebearer), 3205 nucleotides. Its product is annotated as protocadherin gamma-A2-like. NCBI's taxonomy places the organism in Eukaryota, Metazoa, Chordata, Actinopteri, Cyprinodontiformes, Poeciliidae. Gene Ontology annotation, cellular component: plasma membrane. Gene Ontology annotation, molecular function: calcium ion binding. Gene Ontology annotation, biological process: homophilic cell-cell adhesion. The record is from RefSeq and is a predicted model, not a curated record.